AUGACAACAUCCGGGCACUUUGUUCAGCCGUACGUGGCAAAGGAAACCUCAACUUGUCAACGUGACAGAAAUAGUGUCAUAAGUAGCCCUUUAAUAGGAAAAGUAGAGAUCCUGAUGUUUUGACUGACUCUAAAGACAAUAUCAUGAACCCCCAGUUUAUGGAUCCAGGCCAAGGAGGUUAUGGCCAAGGGCCUCCACAUGGAUAUGGAGGCCCCCCACAACAAGGAUAUGGUAUGCCACCCCAGGGGGGUCCAAGUAUGGGACAGAGACCCCCAGGUCCCCCAGGGCAAGGGAUGUAUAAUGGAAAUGUCUCACAACAUGGUCCAUCAGGCCAUUUAGGUCCUCCUGCAAGCAAAGCUGGGAUGCCCCCACAACCAGGGUAUGGUAGCCCAGGUCCAGUACAAAAUGGACCUGGUUUAGGACCCCAGGGGGAUCAGUUCUCUCAGAGAGCUUCUCCAAUGCAUCGUCCACCUGGUCCUAGUCAGUUUCAAGCUGGUCCACCUGGUCAGCAUGGAACUGGACAAAGGGGACCACCGCCCUCUGGUGUAAUAAAUCAGCUCCCGAAUCAAAUGGCAUCAAUGAAUAUAGGAGGUGGACCACCUAGGGGAGGCAUGCAACCACCUGGCAUGCAGCAACCAUUAGGCUCACCUGGGCAAAGACCCCCAAUGCAGGGAGCUCAACAGCACCAGAUGGGGCCCCCACCACCUACAUCCAUGGGCAUGGGGGCACCACCCACAUCCAUGGGCAUGGGUGCACCACCUUCAUCCAUGGGAAUGGGUGCACCACCUACAUCCAUGGGCAUGGGAGCACCACCUACAUCCAUGGGUAUGGGAGCACCCCCCACAUCCAUGGGCAUGGGGGCACCCCCCACUUCAAUGGGCAUGGGUGCACCACCCACUUCAAUGGGCAUGGGUGCACCACCCACUUCAAUGGGCAUGGGUGCACCACCCACUUCAAUGGGCAUGGGAGCACCUCCAACAUCAAUGGGACAUCCACCACCUAUGGGCAUGGGAGCACCACCCAGCUCAAUGGGCAAUCAACCAGGCAUGGGAGCACCACCUACUUCUUAUGGCAUGCCUCCCUCAUCUAUGCAAAACCAAAUGCCCCCACCACCAGGACAUAAUGCUAUGGGUGGGGGUAUGUCGGGUGGCCCUCCUAUGGGAAUGUCUGGGCCUCCACCCAGGGGAAUGCCCUCUGGACAGGGUCCACCCAUGGGCCAGUAUGGUCAGCAGGGUGCUAUGGGUCAGUCCGGAUAUGCUGGCGCUCCAGUUCCUCAUCCAGGCAUGCACCAGCAGCCUGGGUACCCCGGGCAGCACCCUGGCAUGAACAUGGGCAUGUCACAGCCACAGCAGCCACGCAGACUAGAUCCAGACCAGAUGCCUAGUCCAAUUCAGGUGAUCACAGAUGAUCAGAAGGCUAACAGUGGGGUAUUCCAGACAGCACAGAGGGGAACAGUGCCACCCCUGGUCACAACAGAAUUUGUAACACAGGAUCAAGGCAAUGCCAAUCCACGUUUUAUACGUUCAGUAAUGUACAAUAUCCCUUGCACAAAUGACAUGAUAAAGCAGUGCCAUAUACCUAUUGCCUUAACAAUAAGUCCUUUUGCAAGACUUCAGCCAGGGGAGCUGCCCCCUCCUCUUGUGGAUCUUGGUGAGAUGGGUCCUGUCAGGUGUAAGAGAUGUAAAGCAUAUAUGUGCCCCUACAUGCAGUAUAUCGAGGGUGGCAGGAGAUUCCAGUGCGUCUUCUGUGGAGCUGCAACUGAUGUGCCACCUGAGUAUUUUGCUCAUCUAGACCACACAGGCAGGAGAGUAGACUGCUAUGACAGACCAGAGCUCUGCUUAGGUUCUUAUGAAAUGGUUGCCACCAAGGAGUAUUGCAAGAAUGGAGUUUUCCCAAAACCACCUGCCUAUAUCUUCAUGCUAGAUGUCUCCUACAACAGUGUUAAAAGUGGUCUGGUGGAGCUCCUCUGUUCUAGACUGAAAAAUGACAUUUUAGUCAACUUACCGAAAGAAACUGGUGCUGCUGAAUCUGAAAUUAGAGUAGGUUUUGUAACCUAUGACAAAGUUCUUCACUUUUAUAAUGUCAAGGGUGCUCUGGCUCAGCCCCAGAUGCUGGUGGUGUCAGAUGUGAAUGAUGUGUUCCUACCCCUCCUUGAUGGCUUCCUAGUCAAAUUAUCUGAGUCUGAAGCUGUCAUUGACACCCUCCUUGCCCAGAUCCCUCAGCUGUUUGCUGACACCAGAGAGACAGAGAUUUGUCUUGGCCCUGUGAUACAGGCUGGUCUGGAUGCCCUGAAGGCUGCCGACUGUGCUGGGAAACUGUUUGUCUUUCACACUUCAUUGCCAAUAGCUGAGGCCCCUGGCAAGCUCAGGAACAGAGAUGACAGAAAACUUCUGGGCACUGAUAAAGAAAAGACUAUCUUAGCUCCCCACGACAAUUUCUACACCAAGUUAGGGGUAGACUGUGUAUCAGCUGGCUGUGGGGUGGAUCUCUUCCUUUUCCCUAACUCGUACAUCGAUGUAGCGUCAAUAGGAGAAGUAUGCCGUCUAACAGGAGGCCAGGUGUACAUGUAUAAAUAUUUCCAGUGUGAGGAUCCAAAACUAGGUGACCUUGAUGGUGAGCGUUUUAUGUCCGACCUCAAGAACAAUAUAAAUCGUCCUGUGGGCUUUGAUGCCAUCAUGAGAGUAAGAACAAGUACAGGUAUAAGGCCUGUAGAUUUCUGGGGCAAUUUCUACAUGUCAAAUACCACUGAUGUGGAACUGGCCACAGUAGACACUGAUAAGGCAAUCAGUGUGGAGAUUAAACAUGAUGAUAAACUCAAUGAGGAAGAAGGGGCUUAUGUUCAAGUGGCUCUGCUGUACACCAGCAUCAAUGGCCAGAGGCGGCUAAGGAUACACAAUUUGUCUAUGAAUUGCUGCACACAGUUGGCUGAUGUCUUCAGGAGCUGUGAGCUGGACACACUUAUCAGUGUGCUGUCCAAAAAAGCCGUCAAGGAUGCCCUGAGUGUCCCCCCAGCAGAGGUCAGGGAGAAGUUGAUCAAUUCCUGUGCACAGAUAUUGGCCUGUUAUCGUAAGAACUGUGCCAGCCCCUCCUCAGCAGGGCAGCUGAUCCUUCCAGAGUGCAUGAAACUCUUGCCUUGUUACGCAAACUGUCUAAUCAAAAGCGAUGCUGUUCAGGCUGGUGGUGAUGUGUCCACAGAUGACCGCAGCUACAUGAUGCACCUGGUCAGUUCCAUGCCAGUGUCUGCCUCACAUGUUUUCUUCUAUCCCAGACUCAUGCCUCUGCAUGACCUUGAUGUAGAUUCCACCAGUAUGCCGCCUUUGGUCAGGUGUUCCGCAGAGAGACUCAAGGAUACUGGAGUGUACAUACUAGAGAAUGGGCUGUCUAUGUUUAUGUGGAUUGGUAUGAAUGCUAACCCAGACUGGAUUCACAAGGUGUUUGGGGUGCAGUCUGCAGCCCAAGUUGACAUAGAUAAGGGACAGCUUUUGGAACUUGACAACCCAAUGUCCAUCAGGGUCCGUGGUAUUAUUGCCAAAAUUAACCAAGAGAGGCAUAGGAAUAUGAAAUUAACCGUUGUUCGUCAGAGAGACAAGUUAGAGCCAUGGUUUAUGCACUAUAUGGUGGAAGACAAGGGAUCCAAUGGCACCUCGUCUUAUGUAGACUUUUUAUGUCACAUUCACAAAGAAAUUAGGAACUUGUUGAGCUAAAGCAAACAUUGAGCGAACUAUCAGAGGACCAGCAGUUAUAGAAGCAGUGUCAUACAUCUGUAUUUUUAAGUUAUGGAAUUUCAAAAUUCAACUGUGUAUUGACCUUACUACAUAACUCUUAUAUUAUAGUUGCUAAAAAAUUACAGGCAUUAUUGCUCAAUUAGAUAUUGAGAUUUUUGGAGCCCACAGUUGCAAGGUAUAUAGCAAUUAAUUGGUCAUAUGGUCGAAUUUAAUUGAUCAUAACUACCCCUUCAAGGAGGAUAGUGAUCGAUUCCUUUUAUCUUAGAAAUGUCCACUUUAAAAUGUGAUGUAUUAAACUAGUUCAAUGAGCUUUUGUCAACAAGUUUAAAGACUGAAGUAUUGUUUUCUGACUUGUUAUCAGAAACUUUUUGCUGUACUUACCAUCAGCAAAAGAUACAGAAUUAUGCUGUAGACUACCUAUUGUUAUUUCAGUUUCCAAAUGUUUAAUAUAUUGGUCAAUCCCAUAGUUACUGCUUUCUGUACAUGACAUAAAUGUCAUUUUUUAUAAGUCAAAAAUAACAAAUGAAAUAAGUAUUUCAUAAACUUGUUCUUUUAGUGAUAUCAUUCAGCUUUUCGUUUGUUAAAUGCUGUAGUCUUUUAUUCUGUAGGUAUUUACUCAAGACUAGUCAUAUUACAUUAAAAAAUAUAAUAUAUAUCCCUAUCAAUUUGAUAUUUGCUAUUUUCAUUGGAUGAAGAAAUGGUGUACCAGUUGAAUGUCCAAAUUUCUUUGUAUGGCAACUAUUGAAAUGCUCUAAUAAUUUUCACAAUAUUAUUUUCACAAUAUAAUAAAAUCGUCCAGUGCAAUAGUAACCACAUCAGUAAGCACAUCUUUUCUACUAGAAAGCACUUUUUCUGGACUUGGCCUUUCUGUCUUUAAUAUAUCCCACCUACAGGUUAGGAUAUCGAGGAAGUUAUAAGGCAUGCUAAUGUUAUUUAUGGCCUGCUGUUAUGAUGGCAACUAAUGAAGACUGCGGUUACGUGGUCUGCUCUGGUUCUUAAGCCAUAUUGCUUGAUCACUUAAGACAAACCUGAAUUCUGAAUGACUGAUAAGUGUUGCAAAAGGUAAAUGUACUGGCAUUUUUCUAGAAAAUAAGAAUUUCUGAUUUUGGCAAAUUUUGGUGUCAUGUAUAGAAUGAGCCCAGCCUGUCAAUAUGAUAUGCCAUGAGCUAGUUUGGGGGAAGGGAGGGGGUCACAAGGUCCACAGAUCCUUUGUUAUUUACUAAAUUCUUUUCAUGAUUGGGUUUACUUUGUUAACUUUCCAAAAAAUGAAUUCAGCAUGCCGACUUGCCAAGCCAGCUGAGACAGAAAUGUUGGGCCAGUUUUAAUUUGUUGAUCGGUUAGUGUUUUCAGUCUUGCAAUCAUAUUUUUCUCACAACAAAAAUGUAGGUUGAAGAUGUGGUCAUGUAAAAGUCAAUAAUAUUUUAUACUGUAGAAAUGACCUGUGUAAUAUGAUAAAGCAUGCAUAAAUGUCAUCUUCAUGUGGAAAAAGGGAGAUUGCUUGGAAAUAUAUUUAAGUAUUUUCCCCAAAACAAUUUGGAGAAUUCACAGUAUUUGGAAAGUUGGCUUGAUGGCAUGCAUUGCUUAACUUAUUCUUUCAUUUCAAUGAAGCGCACUUUGCAUGCUUGGAAUAUAAAUAUAUAUAUAUGAUGUUAAUGAUAGUACUCACUUAUAGAACUGUGAUAAAAUCUGGUAAGGAACUCAUGAAUAGCAGUUUUAUUUUAACAAGCUCUUGGUGUGGAAAAAGAAGAAAAUAAAUACCCAUUUAAAUGAAAUA
Lingula anatina is the source of this 5499-nucleotide messenger RNA. RefSeq names its product protein transport protein Sec24C. Gene Ontology annotation, biological process: COPII-coated vesicle cargo loading; intracellular protein transport; endoplasmic reticulum to Golgi vesicle-mediated transport. Lineage: Eukaryota; Metazoa; Brachiopoda; Lingulata; Lingulida; Lingulidae. Gene Ontology annotation, cellular component: endoplasmic reticulum exit site; COPII vesicle coat. Gene Ontology annotation, molecular function: SNARE binding; zinc ion binding. The record is from RefSeq and is a predicted model, not a curated record.